AUGUCUCGCAUGACCCAAGUGACCCUCGUUCUUAGGUUCAAUCUCGGCAAGGCCCUUACUCUCAGUCUCUACCUCACGAUGCGUCCCGGCCCCACCGCAACGAACGUGUCGGCUUACACGGUGACCUCGACGGCUCCAUGGAAAGUCAUCGCUAUGCCCGCAACCGGUCUGUCAACAGGCGGUCGACCGUUGGCGCUACGAAUCGGAACCUUCCUGGACGAGCAAACUUGGGACUCGAAUACUCAAUUCGACCAAACGAGCACGCAGGUGGCGUCUUCAGGACUGACCUAUAUUCCCAUUGAAGUUGGGCAGGUCAUCACGCUCACUCUCGCGCCAAACCAGCCACAAUCUGGGCAGCUCACAUACUUUUUCACCGAGCCUGUCGCUUCCCGCUCGGCGGCGCUCAAGUUCAAGAGAUCAACAAUAUGGGGCGCCUUGUAA
Trametes versicolor FP-101664 SS1 is the source of this 441-nucleotide messenger RNA. RefSeq lists its product as uncharacterized. NCBI's taxonomy places the organism in Eukaryota, Fungi, Basidiomycota, Agaricomycetes, Polyporales, Polyporaceae. The coding region runs from base 1 to 441 and encodes 146 amino acids. The record is from RefSeq and is a predicted model, not a curated record. The transcript is spliced from 6 exons.